UGUUUGUUUCUUUUUCUUUCUUUAUCAGUGGAGACAGCAAGUAAACAAGAAAAAGGAUUGUCGGGGAUUGCUAUAGCCUAUAUAAUCACCGUUCCUUUAUUGAUAGGGGUGUCCAUAGCAGUGACUUUUGUCUGCUACAAAUGUGGGGUGAAAAAAGGUAAAGCGCUAGAAAGGAAGCGACAAUAUUCGAAAGACAAAAGUGUUGAGCAACAAGCUGCAAGGGCACAAUCAGGACCUUCCGCCGCUCAGUUAUCCACUGAUGCUGCUUACGAUGAAAUUAAUGAUCACCGACAACGCAGUCAGGCGUCACAGCGGAAGAAAGACGGAGGAUAUAUGGCACCAGUGUCCCAAAAUCUGAAUAGACCGCUACCGCCAGGACAGGGCAAGCGAACUAAAGAUUCCUCGCCAUCACCUCCAGGAAAUGACGGUUAUAUAUCUCCUCUACAAACAGAUUCAAAAGCCAUGUACGAUUCAAUCAAAGGUGGUAUCUCUCAAGAACACCAAUACAUAGAGCUGCGGAGGGGUACUUGAUCUCGGUGUCAUUACAUAUUAUGCUGAAAUAGGAUCAACAUUUCAUCGUUACUUGUGAUUUAAUUUUUAGGAAGCCUUAUAUUUGUAUUCUUGUUAAUCAGACUCUUUUGUAAAAUAUUUGCUUUAUCAUUUAUGAAUGUUCUCAAGAAUGUUGCUUCAGGUGGUGCAAUUUGUUUAAAUAUUUUGCUUUGAGGCUUGCAUUCCUUAGAUAAGAAUCCAUAAGGUAAAACAUUGUAACCUUAAGACACAUGGACUUCGCCAGUAGAUUUAACUCUUUUUAGUUAUAAUACAUUUAUCAUUUUGAAUUGUAUUUGUCAUAUGUGUAUAAAUUGCCGCGGUGGCCGAGAGGUUAGAGCGUUCGCCCCGCAUACGGAAGGCCUGGGUUCUAAUCCCGGCCACGACACACCUAAGUCGUUAACUAAGUCUUUAAAAGAGUUCCAUCGCCAAACGCUCGGCAUCAGUUUGAUUCAAGUAAUGGUGUCUGUAUUUCGUAUUUCAUCUGGAUGUACAGUUGUAGAUCACAUGAGAGAAGGCCUACAGAGGCUCUACCUGUUACCCAAUCCUGUUGAGUUUCUCAAUAAAAUGUUUAAAUAAAAAAAAAUCACAUUACAUCUAGAAAAUUGUACAGCUUUAGUUCACAUUGCAUGUACUAUUUUGUACAGUUGUAGCUCAUACAGAAACUCGUAUUUACUUUGUUUAUAUUACAUAUAACACCUUGUAUUUGUUUUAAUAUCUGGUGUAUCCAGGGCUCCGUAUUUGCCCAAUUCUUUAUUUUUACAUUGCUUAUAGGAGACAUUUGUACAUGUAGUUCAAUGUUACAAUCAUAUUGCUUUUUUAUCAAUACAAAUUGUUUAUAUUUA
Messenger RNA from Ostrea edulis (European flat oyster), 1391 nucleotides. RefSeq lists its product as uncharacterized. The record is from RefSeq and is a predicted model, not a curated record. Lineage: Eukaryota; Metazoa; Mollusca; Bivalvia; Ostreida; Ostreidae. The transcript is spliced from 2 exons. The annotation marks the transcript as partial.